This is a messenger RNA of Photinus pyralis (common eastern firefly), 1662 nucleotides long. RefSeq lists its product as uncharacterized. The transcript is spliced from 3 exons. Lineage: Eukaryota; Metazoa; Arthropoda; Insecta; Coleoptera; Lampyridae. Gene Ontology annotation, molecular function: catalytic activity. The record is from RefSeq and is a predicted model, not a curated record. The coding region runs from base 1 to 1662 and encodes 553 amino acids.
AUGGAUUUCGUCGUCGGUACCGUUAACUCCUGUGGCUUACGCCGCAAACGCCCCCUCAUAAAAAACCUCCUGCACUCUGACCAAAUUCAGAUCCUCUCAAUAACUGAAACCAAACUAACUUCCAACGCCGUCCUCUCUUUCAGAGACUACAAAACAUUUCAAAAAAACAGUUCCCUCAGGGGAGCACGCGGAACGGCCCUGCUUAUCAGGGACCGCUUUCCCUCCACUCCAUUAACACUUCCGCCCCACCUUCAACACCUAGAAUGUGUUGCCGCCACCGUCCACUUCCCCAACAUCAAUAUCAGCUUCUUCAGUUUUUACAAUCCACCCAAUGACCCCCUCCCGGAUGACCUAUUUCGGUAUAUCUCCACACUCCGCCACACCGUGUUGCUGGGGGAUCUUAACUCCCGAAACACCCUCUUCGGCGAUUCCACCUGCAACCCCAACGGCAUUAUUCUCGCCAACCACCUAAUAACCCUUCCUAUCUGUCGUGUUAACAACACCACCCCAACCUUUGUCUCGCACAACGGAACUUCUAUUGUCGACCAUAUCAUUUUCACCGAACCCCUCUUCCGCUACAUCGACGCCAACUGCUUCCUAGGCACCACAAUCACCUCCGAUCAUCUUCCUUUGCUUGUCCGCACGAACUUCAGCCCGCCCCCUGCUCUUCCGCCCACGGUGAUCUAUAAAAAAGACUUUUCCAGAGCCAACUGGAAAGUUUUUGCCCAACACAUCACCGAAAACAUUCAGCCACACCCUUCUCUCGAAACACCACAAGACGUCGACUCGGCAGUCGACACACUUACCACCACCAUUUCCGAUGCAGUCUCCAUCGCCGUCCCUACGAAACCCCAUCAUCUCUAUCGCCAGAAGCUCCCUGAUAGGAUACUUAAUCUCAUUAGGGAGAAGAGGCGAGUGUUCCGUCAAUACCUACGAUCCCGUGACGCCGCGCUCAAGACACAAUACAACAGACUGAACUCCCUAAUAAGACGAGAAACGACACGACUAACUGAAGAGAACUGGGUCAGGGUGACUUCCGCUCUGGACUACAGAGACGGACGUCGAUACUGGCACCAGUUCAACGUACUGACCGGCAACAGAAAAAUCCAACGAACCCACCUAACAGACCAAGGAGGCAACAUAGUAUCCACAGACAAAGACAAGGCAGAUUUAUUUGCCAGACACCUACAAGAAGCCUUUCAAUCACCCGACCUUCCCAACUACGAUCUCGAGUUUAAGCUGGCGGUUGAACAGCGACACCCCGACUACAGUAAAAACCCACGACAACAACACGAAGACGUUCACCUAUACCUGAACAACACACCGCUACAGCUCACAAACCGAAUCAAGUACUUGGGAGUUCAUCUCACAAGUACGUUGAAUUGGAACCACGACCUAACGCUCACACUAGACAAAGUUAGGAAACGCAUACAACUACUGAGCGCCCUUCGGGGUCGCAUCAACGGAUUCAACGACACCAAAUCGCCGCCUGCGAACGCAAUAUCUUACGGAAAAUACACAGACUCGAUCCACGCCACCCUUCCGACCUUACCAUCGAACACGCAAACAUACAACCUAUCACACACAGACUCGCAUCCCUACAAACAAGAUUUGCACAGCGCAGGGUCCACGGCGACACCCAGCCCACCAAAGAUAUCCUAA